This is a messenger RNA of Lepisosteus oculatus (spotted gar), 831 nucleotides long. Lineage: Eukaryota; Metazoa; Chordata; Actinopteri; Semionotiformes; Lepisosteidae. The record is from RefSeq and is a predicted model, not a curated record.
AUGUCUGCACGAGACCCUGGAGGAGACCCACGCGAACCCGUCUCGCUCAGCCGGUACCCCGGAACUACCCGCACCCCGAGAUCUUCGCUCCGGCGCGAUGACGUGCAGGAGGAGACGGGGGGGGCCGGCGCUGCCCCCCCUGUUUGCGCUGUGCUGGACGCUGACCCUGGCGCUGGGUCGCAAGCCAGGACGCAAACCGGUUCCCCGGCCGGGUCGCAAGCCAGGAAGCGGGCCGGGUCGCAAGCCAGGACACAAACCAGUUCCCCGGCCGGGUCGCAAGCCAGGACGCAAACCAGUUCCCCGGCCGGGUCGCAAGCCAGGACGCGGGCCGGGUCGCAAGCCAGGACGCGGGCCGGGUCGCAAGCCAGGACGCAAACCAGUUCCCCGACCGGGUCGCAAACCAGUUCCCCGACCGGGUCGCAAGCCAGGACACAAACCAGUUCCCCGACCGGGUCGCAGGCCAGGACGCAGGCCGGGUCGCAAGCCAGGACACAAACCUGUUCCCCGACCGGGUCGCAAGCCAGGACGCAGACCGGUUCCCCGACCGGGUCGCAAGCCUGGAAGCAGGCCGGGACGCAGACCUGUUCCCCGGCCGGGUGGUCCCCCAUUUGAGCCAGUUGUUGUGUUCCAUCAAGAACCAGGCCCGCAGGCCCUCGUCCCCAGCAGUCCCUCAGGCUGCAGUAUCCCGGCUGACCAGCAGGUGGCGUGUGGCGCUCCCUCCAUCGGCGCUGCAGCCUGUGUGUCCAGAGGCUGUUGUGUGGGGGCAGGAGAGGCCGGUGGCUGCUACUACCCCAUGAACGGUAGGGGGGGACCCCGAGUACUGAUCUGUAU